Messenger RNA from Suillus subaureus, 801 nucleotides. RefSeq lists its product as uncharacterized. The transcript has 4 exons. The coding region runs from base 1 to 801 and encodes 266 amino acids. Lineage: Eukaryota; Fungi; Basidiomycota; Agaricomycetes; Boletales; Suillaceae. The record is from RefSeq and is a predicted model, not a curated record.
AUGCCCCCCCUUCGCGCACACAGCCCCCAAUUACAAUCCCCUAUAUCUCCAAUGCGUCCCAAGAAGACCGUGGUGCUCCCAGGCUUUCGCGCACCUCCAAAGCCCAAGCCCAAAUCCAUCACUCAAAUGACUGCGCGAGAGCUACAUGACCAGCACGAUCGGAAUGCAAGACUGUUAAACUCGUCAUCAGCCUGCACGUCCGCCCUCGGACAACGCCUUUCGGCCGAGCAAGCAGCUAUCGAAUCUCGCCUGCUCGAUUUCGAGGGCGUUGAAGAAAUUCGCAACGGUCUUAAGAAGACUAAUAUCAAUGCCGACGAGAUCAUGAUUGUCGACCAACCGCGCAUGCCUCGUGUAAUCGAUGCCAAGCAUAGGGCACUGUCCCGCUACGCACCCAUCACACCCAAUGGUGCUCAACAAGUUAGCUCCCUGAGUCUACAAGAAGCAAUAGAGCUGGAGCAACGCGCCCAUGCCCAAGACGCAGCGAGACAACAACGAUCAGAUGAACGUAAGAGGCGGAUAGGGCUCCCAAUCAGAGGGGAAGUUCUUUCCAGAGCAGAAAUGGAUGCACGGAUGAGGGCAUUCAUUAGCUACAAGCCGACGGACUCAGACCUCGAAGAUGAUAUGGAUGAGGACGAUGAAGAUGAUGAAGACCCGUCAACAUGGUUCGAAGACGACCAGGAUGAUGGUGUCAAAGGUCAAGACAUCAUCGAACCGGACUACGAAGAACUCUCUAGCAUUAUCCGGGUUGAUGAGAGCAGAGCGCGAUACAGCACCUUCUUCGAACCCAGGGAUGGUGAUUGA